GGUGUAACAAAAGAAAACAAUAGUCUUUCAACCGUUUUUUCUGGCGAGCAAGGAAUUGGUACUCAUUAUGCUGCUGUGCCUGAUGCUUUCGUGAAUUUUCAAUUUGUUCUUGUGCUUUUUCACUUUGCGUUUUCAUCGUUGAUCGCCGUUCUUUUGGUCGUCGACAAGAUAGAGUACCAUUAUGAAAUUAACCUGAAGGGCCGAGGAGCCAAUAUUCAAACAAAUCUCCUUGAGGGCUGAUUCAAUACAUUCAUUCGUAGCGACUGGGCGUCGCUUUUUAUUUGACAAUAUGUCGACGAGCGCAAACCUGCCGGCAGGAUUUUCAAUUACUUCAAUAAAUGGUGUGAGAUGUACUGCUGUCCCAAGGUCGGCCAAUACAGUAUCAUCAGCAAUUACAGCUGCAAUUCCAAUUUCUUCGGUUUCUACAUCUACAUCAUCUUCAUCUUCGUCUUCAUCUUCGUCUUCAUCUACGUCUACCUCCUCAAGCUCGACUUCGACUUCAACACCAACACCAACUCCAACUCCAACUCCAACUCCAGCUCCAGCUCCAGCUCCAGCUCCAGCUCCAACUCCGGAGAGUACCACCCAAACUCCGCAACCAACCUCAACAUCGAUUAGUGUGGCCCCAGCAGUUGCGAGUUCACCGGCGGCCGUUGCGGUGGGAGGACCAGUGGUACAAUUGUCAAGUACAGCCACGAGUGCAGUUGAAUCAACGCCAAGCCCACCAAUUCCACCUCCCCCUCCCCCCCCACCUGGACCUGCACCAACCCCAGUAGCUACCACCUCAAGUGUAUCCAAAACUCAAACAACUUCGACAAGUAUCAGUACGACAACAUCACCUAGCCCGGCGUCUAAAGGUACGACGCCAACUGAGUCAUCAAGUACUUCCAUAGCAAUUGCUCAAAGUCAGAUAAGUACUACUGCUACAUCCACUCAUGAUCCUGCAAGCCAUGAUCCAGCAAGCCAUGAUCCCAGUGUCGGUCAUGCAACUUCAGUCACGAGUGCAACAGCAUCGUCAACACAGUCUGUUGAGUCAACAGCUGCAGGUGGAAUUUCUUCGUGGGGUCGUCUCAUGACUGCACCCGUAAUUGGAGGAAUACUAGGCGGGAUUGGAUUUCUUGCAUUAAUAGGAUUGAUCAUAUUCUGCUGUAGGAGAAGGAGAAAGUCAAAGAGAAAUUCUCUUCUCACACCUCUGACAAAUGGAACUCAGAACCAGUUCUAUGAUAUUGAUAAGAAGGCGCAAGGCCAGUAUUACGAUAUUUAUGAUGAUUCCGUAGGAUCAACGGGUCGAGGUACAAACCUUAAAGCACAAAUAGGGGGUGCCGCGACAAAUUUCGGCGCAGGUUUAGUUGGCAUAGGUUCUACUCUUAAAAAUCAUGUCCAAACAGGGAAUAGGCCAACUGUGAAUCUCGAUAGAGGGAAUUCACAGUUCUUUGAGGGCCCAAUUCCAUAUCAUAGCAGGAACAACUCUUCGGCAUCUGCGCAUGCAUUGCACUACGCCGCAAAAGAUCGAGCAGAUGAAUUCACAAAUAAAGUUAAAGGUGUAUUUCGAAAGAGUCCGAAAGAAGAACAGGAUCCUUUUGCAAUGGCACGCGGAAUGCCGGAAAAGCAGUCCAAUUUCAACAACCCGCAAGACUUUGGCAAUCUGAUGGACAUGGAUGAUCGUAAUUUAUUAAUGAAAGCUGAGCGCCGCCGUCUUUCUCUUUCUUCAAAUUCGGGCUCUGGACAAAUGUUUGGUAGCCUAGGCUUAGACUUCGGUAUCCCACAAGAUCCAUUUGCGGAUCCUGCUUCAAGAAACUUGAAUAAUAAUCCGUUUGCGGACCCGAACAAAUGGGAUUCUAUUUCUCGGCCUGGUCCUGCCAUUCCGAGAACCAACACAUACAUCAGCGACGUCCGUCGUUCUCGUGGCGAGUCAUUGGACAGUACCACUCGAGGUCAUAAAAAUGCACCGAGUAGCGUCUAUGGACCGGCCGCAUAUCGCACUCCAAGCAUUAGUAAUGUAUCACGGUAUCCCUCAAGUAUAGCACCCAGCACGGAAAGCUUUCGCGAUACGUUAUACUCUACAGCUUCCAAUAUCAACAAUACGCGUAGAAUGGCUGGCCGAUCUGACCCCUUCGACCUCGAGCGACCAGAGCUAUGGUUACCAAUGCUGGCAAACAGUACCCCAAAAUCAAAUGGCCCUGCGUUGUUUGAACGAGGUUCCGAUCUGUAUCCCGAUCCAUUAACGAUGCCCACCUUCAAACCAGGUCAGGAGCCAGUUGUGCCGAUUCAAAGAUUCGCGAGCAGCGACUCAAGAGUAGCAAGUCAAGGUACUUAUGAAAGUAAGUAUAGCAGUAGAACAUCAAUGGGUGACUGGGGGGAUCCAGGUCCAGAUGUAGGGAGUGGGCCGAGCAGUUUGGCUAGCCAAGGGUUUUAUGGUAUGAAUGGAAACAUGAAUCAACAGUGGGAUGUGAGGAGAAACGCGGAUAAUGUUAGCCUGAUGAGUGCUACAAGUAGUAAGGGAGGGGUUGGAAAGGCUAGAUGACGAUGGCGAUGAAGAUGAAGAUGAAGAUGAACAUGACUUUCUUUUAUUGAAUGGACCUUGGGAGUGUAAGCAAAAUAUACCAUUGGGGGUCCACGUACCAUUCGUUUAGUAUGGACUGGAACUGGAGUUAAUUGGCAUUUGAAAUCUUGAGCGAUGUAGCGAAUAUGCGAUUCUGUAUUAUUUUCAGAGAAUGUAGGAUGAGAAGACGGGAAAAGACUUGUACAAUAGGAGAUGACUAUCUCAACAUGGGAAUUGGGAUUGCUAUCCCAGGCGAGGGAGGGCAAGAAAGACAACCGCCACAACAUACUUAUUAUGGAUUCAUGGAGUAAAGAUCACCACAUACGAUAUUAGUUAUUUAUAGUCGAACAGUUCCGGCGAGAUUUCAUGUAUAUUCUUCGUAUCUUGUUUUUAGGUAGACAGCGAGGCAGAUCUAACUUCAAUCCUACCCGAAGGAGUGUAUGAAUACAUCUAGUCGUUAUCCCUGAAACACCACUCCUUGUGUUGUUUGAAACUAGGUAUACUUGAACAUUAGAAACA
Messenger RNA from Botrytis cinerea B05.10, 3061 nucleotides. RefSeq lists its product as hypothetical. Bases 290 to 2524 code for a protein of 744 amino acids. Lineage: Eukaryota; Fungi; Ascomycota; Leotiomycetes; Helotiales; Sclerotiniaceae. The record is from RefSeq and is a predicted model, not a curated record. The transcript has a single exon.